Musca vetustissima is the source of this 477-nucleotide messenger RNA. RefSeq names its product calphotin-like. The transcript is spliced from 2 exons. Bases 1 to 477 code for a protein of 158 amino acids. NCBI's taxonomy places the organism in Eukaryota, Metazoa, Arthropoda, Insecta, Diptera, Muscidae. The record is from RefSeq and is a predicted model, not a curated record.
AUGUUCAAAUUUGUUGCCUUCUUCGCUUGCAUCUCAGUGGCAUUGGCCGCCCCUGGUUUGUUGGCCGAACAUCAUACCGUUGUCCAAGAACCAGUAUUGGCCAAGGUUGGCGCUGUCGUGCACAGUGUUCCCUCGGCCACAUCGCAUCAAAGUUUCACUCGUGUCCACAAUAAGGCUGUUGUAGCUCCCGUUGUUACACCAGUGGUCAAGACCACCGUCCAUGCCGCCCCAGUUGUUUCAGUGGUGAAAACUGUUGAACCUGUUGUCCCUGUAGUAAAAACAGUUGCUGCUGCUCCCAUUGUCAAGACUGUCGUCCCUGCCGUUCCCGUUGUGAAGACUGUUGUUCCCGUUGUUGGCCAUGCUGUCUCUCAUCAAUCGCAUGUCCAAAUCCAUUCAAAUGCUGCUGUUGUCGCUCCCGUUGUUCACUCUGUCCCUGUUGUCCACACUGCCCCCGUUACCCAUGUUGUCCAUCAUUAA